Messenger RNA from Thlaspi arvense, 1031 nucleotides. NCBI's taxonomy places the organism in Eukaryota, Viridiplantae, Streptophyta, Magnoliopsida, Brassicales, Brassicaceae. The record is from the annotation of a GenBank genome assembly.
CGGGGAAGCAAAGGUUUAUGAGCAAGCUGAGAGGUUACAAUCAUAUUCCUUUAUGUUAUCUCUCUUCACUAUCCAAUCUUUUUUAUUUCCCGAAAAAUGCAGUUCGAGGUUUUUGAUAAAAGCAUCAAACAGGAAGCUAUAGAAGUUGUCGCCUCCAAGUUUCCAGGAGUGAUUACUUCGAUAGACGUCAAUGAAGAAGAAGGCAAACUAAAGGUGACGGGAGAAUUUGACAAGCUUGAAAUGAUGAAGGAACUAAGGAAGAUAGAUGAAAAUGUUGAGAUGAUAGAUGAACAUGGGACUCCAAAAAAGAAUAACCCAAAAUGGGAGGAGUUUCUAAAUGAGGACUUGAAAAGAGAGAAGGCAAGCGAGCCGAUACUAGCAGCUCCAAGCUCCCAACAACGCUCCCCGGAGGAAUCAACCGUAUUAUGUCAAGCGUUGCCAGCCAAAACUUUUGAGAGAACGCUCGAAAUCGACUCCUGCCGCGGGGUUGACAAUCUCGGUUCAAGCAGCCGCAUCAGGACCAGAACAAAAACAAACAAAAAGUGGAUAUUAACCAAUGGAAGCCAAAGAACUCAAGUGACUUGUAUGCCCAUAGGAAUCCGUAUAAUUCGUAUGAGGACCUUGCCCAACAUGGAAAAAAAAGGGGAAACGACAAAAGGGUUAGCACAAGGUUCAAGCAGGACACGCUGCACAGGAAGUUCGUCGGACACUAUCAAGCGGACAAGGCACUACAACCACGCGAACACUACCAAGCGAAGCCAGUACAUUCACGGGAGGCCAAAGUCUUACAUAAACACGACCAAAGAAAUCGCAAUCAGCUGCAUAGCAAAGGAGGAACGGCAUAUAAAUUCUGUUUUAUGAGUCUUAAGUAGCUGGAACCAUGCAGAUUUUUUCGUUAGAUUAGUUUUGGACCUGAAUUUCAUCCCAUUUUCUUGUAAUAAAGUUUGUGCCUUUAUUUAUUUGUCGUGGUAUUUAUUAUAUAUUGGCUUUCUAUGUACAUGUUUUUGUUUGCCUUAAGAUUUGAUCAUCCA